Molecule: messenger RNA, 2316 nt
Organism: Saccoglossus kowalevskii
Lineage: Eukaryota; Metazoa; Hemichordata; Enteropneusta; Harrimaniidae
Product: serine/threonine-protein kinase PLK4-like
Biological process (GO): protein phosphorylation
Cellular component (GO): nucleus
Molecular function (GO): protein kinase activity; ATP binding; protein binding
Source: RefSeq, a predicted model, not a curated record
CGCGUUCGUUCAAAUGUGUAAGUGAAGACGAAUGUGUUCUGGAUACCGAUGUUUUACUAAGACUUGGAAUUACGAUACUUUGCUGAAUUAUUACUAAGAUGACAUAUGGCAAGUGGUACAAAUGACGAAAAGAGGUACCACACGAACUGAUUAACAACAUUCAAAGGGAUUCGUUACGUAUUUAUCUGAAAAUUGUGUAGCUGUUUUUGUUUACGUUGGGUCUCGACUUUCAACAACCAGUGAUCUGUAAGAGGUCAAGGUAAUAUGGCUGUCCCCAGCGUCUUGGGGGACUGCAUCGAGGACUACCAGGUUCUUCAUCUGCUUGGGAAAGGUGGGUUCGCCUGUGUGUACAGGGCCCGUUCUUUGAGUUCAGGACUUGAGGUGGCUAUCAAAAUGAUUGAUAAAAAGAUGAUGCAUGCUGCAGGCAUGGUAUCCAGAGUACGAAAUGAAGUGGAGAUCCAUUGCCAGCUCAAACAUCCUUCCAUAUUAGAGCUUUAUAACUGUUUUGAAGACAACAACUAUGUGUAUCUGGUGCUUGAGAUGUGCCACAAAGGAGAACUCAAUAAGUAUCUAAAGUCACACAAUAAAAUAUUCUCUGAAGAUAAAGCACAACAUUUUCUACGCCAAAUAAUUCUGGGUUUGCUGUACUUACACUCCCAUGGUAUAUUACACAGAGACUUGACUCUGGCUAAUGUGUUACUGACAGACCACAUGGAACCAAAAAUUGCUGAUUUUGGUUUAGCAACGCAAUUGAAUUUCCCCACUGAUAAACACUUUACCAUGUGUGGAACUCCAAACUAUAUUUCACCAGAAAUCGCCACAAGAAGUGCACAUGGUUUAGAAUCUGAUGUCUGGUCAUUAGGAUGUAUGCUGUACACCUUCCUAGUAGGAAGACCUCCUUUUGAUUCUGAUGCAGUAAAAAGUACAUUAAAUAAAGUUGUACUAGCGGAGUAUGAAGUACCAGAUUAUGUGUCAGAUGAAGCCAAAGACUUGAUUUUCAAAAUGUUGAAAAAGAAUCCUAAUGAUAGGAUAACUCUCUCAGGUAUCCUUGAUCAUCCAUUUAUGAUAAAAUCAGAAUCUUCUAAAAUAGAAGAUCAGAAAACUAAAAUGAAUGGAGUUCAGAAUUUGAAAACAAUUGACAUGUCUGUUGACAGUGGUCAUGCUACUAUGGCAACCGUAUCCACUGGUAUCAAUGUUCCUCGUCAGCCGUCUCGUACCAGACCACUGAAAGCUUUUAGUCAGGGUAAUUUAACACCAGUGACAUCAGAGAGUGAGAAACCUUCAUAUUUUAGCAAAGCAACUACCUCAGAUAGUAUGAGUAAAGUGAAUUCUAAACAAUAUGAAAUGUGGCCUGCAGUUAAAAAGCAUUCUCAAUCAUCUAAUGACAACAGAAGAACAGGGUCCUGUAACUGCAGUCAGAGUGGUUCAGGCAAUCAUGUGCAGUCGUCCUGUCAACAUCAUGCAAACGUCUCAUCACAAGAUGUCAGGAGGAAAAAUAAUAGUUGGUUGGAUGGUGAUAGAAAAGCAGCAACACAACCUGCCUCUGGUGUUCGUGGAAGCCACUCAGUGACACAAAAUAUUUAUACCUCAACUUCAGCAAAUGAUCACAGUUAUAAGUGCAAGACGAGUCAUUACAGUGAAAUUAAAGAAAACGGAACUGGAGAUCACAGGAGAUCACACAAAUACAAUAACACUGGCAGUAGUAGUGUAUUACAUGAACAAUCGAGAAAUGCUACAACAAAUACGAGUAGCAGCGGUUACGUUGGUUCCAGCCUUGAAACUACUGACAAUCAUGACAAUACCGAUGAAUAUAGCUCUGUAGAUGUCUCAAAAUAUUCCCGUGGUACUGUCAACGGAAAGGAGAAUUCUACGUAUCAAAACUGUGACAGGACUGUGAAAAGCUAUAGUAAUAUGUAUGGGAACGAAACCAGACUCCCUAGUGGAGUGAAUGCGAGUGAAACUAGACACCCUAACUCUGUGUGUAAUGAGAACAGACUCCCUAGCACCUCAGGAAUAAAAACUGAUCAUUAUAGAUAUAGGGAAUGUAAAGAAGAAGGUCGAGUUGAAAGACAGGAGCACAGUACUAUGACAAGGAAUAGUAAAGAGCAGCUUGCAGAGGCCAGGAUAGAAGGACGUCAUGUACACACAUCUAAACAUGAAGUAAGGGAAGGAUUACAUGCUGAUAGUAACAGUGCCAAAACAUUAAAAGAUGUCAUAUCACCUCUGAAAGCACAGCGCUUAAGACCUUUCAGGCAAAGAACAAGAAAUGCAGUGGUGAGUAUAAGCUGCUUAAAUUUGACACAAUACAGGCAGUAA